Molecule: messenger RNA, 1962 nt
Organism: Fopius arisanus
Lineage: Eukaryota; Metazoa; Arthropoda; Insecta; Hymenoptera; Braconidae
Product: coiled-coil domain-containing protein 22
Exons: 4
Coding region: 89-1825 (578 amino acids)
Biological process (GO): positive regulation of ubiquitin-dependent protein catabolic process
Molecular function (GO): cullin family protein binding
Source: RefSeq, a predicted model, not a curated record
AGCAAUCAUCGGAUAAAUUCGAAGACAAAUAUUUAGUCUUAUGGCGGAGCUCUGAGACAUUGCUAUUUAUUACAACCCUAUUUUUUUAAUGAUGGAGGAAGUUGACAAUAUUAUUAUUCACUCACUGCGGCAAAUCGGCUGUGAUAUCGAUGAUAACAUUACGAAUUUGGGAGGUUUCACCACUGAUUUGGUGGUGGAUGCAACUGUGAGAUGUCUGGAGGUGAUAAGACCUGGGCUGGGGAUCUCCAGGAUUCUUCCAGCAAAUAUGGCUGCGAGGUUCAGGGUUGGAGCUUCCCUAGCACAAGCUUGCUCGGAGUUGGGUUACAGAGGGGAUAUAGGCUACCAGACAUUCCUCUACAGUUCGGAAACCGAUUUACGACGUGUUCUGAUGUUCCUGACUGAGAAACUCCCGAAAGAAACCGACAAAACAUCAACAGAGCCUACAAGUAAGCUGGAGGUGCUGGAGAAAGCUGUGGCCUCAGUUCUGCAGAAGCAGUUAUCAAUGCCCUGGUUACCUCACUACUGCCACAGAUCCAGGAACGAAGGAUACCCUAGCACGCCUUACAGAGCAGUUGACCUCGACCUAGAUAAUCCACACCUAGAGUACCAGGAUUGUGGUGCAUAUCAGCAGUCAGUGCCUGAGUUGGUGGACCAAGAGUGCCUCAUACCCUCCAUAGUAUCAAGAACUUCGAACCUACUUUACUCGCGACCAUCGAACAUAAUAGAACGACUAGAAUGGCUGAAAAAAUUACCAGAGCCCAAUGAAUCCCCCAGCGAUGAGAGAAUAGCCAGCAGAUUCACCUUGAACGAGAGACUUCAGCAUCAGACGUCUAAAAGAAUAGAGGAGACUGAGGAGAUUGAAAGGAGGCCAGAAUUAGCCUCGACCCCUUCAGAGGCAUCAGCCCCAUCCAGAGAGGAGAGAAAAAUGCUAGAGGUGGAGGGACUCAAAGCAGACUGCGAGAAGAUGAGGAUUGAGGUUGAAACAAUGGGAAAUGAUCUGGGAAAAUUGGAGAUUCAGCUGUCUCAGCUGAGGACAAAGAGGCAGGAGGAGGAGAGGGAGCUAGAGGUCAGGGAGGAGCAGAGGAGAAUCAAGGCGAGGACCUAUGAUCUUCUUGAGGAUGGGGAUAACAACGUCGUCAAAUUGGAGGGCGUCAUUGAGGCUGGGAGGAACAAGUUGAUUCAUCUUGCCACCCAGUGGGAGAAGCACAGGGCUCCUUUGAUCAAGCAGUAUAGGGAUGAGAGGGAGAAACACUCGGCCAAGACCAGUACUAGUCAGAAAAAGCUGGAUGAGCUCAGAAUUUUGAGAGAUAAAGAGAGGGAACUCAUGGAGGAGUGUCAUGUGAAGGACCAGCAGUAUGCCCAGCUCAUGGCGGAGGUCCAGAAGCUCCCAAAAGACGUCAACAGGUCUGCCUACACUCAGAGGAUACUUGAGAUAAUUAAUAAUGUGAGAAAGCAGAGGGAUGAGAUUGAUAAGGUGCUGGGGGACACCCGGGAGAUCCAGAAAGAGAUCAAUACUUUGAGUGGAAGGCUCGAGAGGUCUUUCACUGUUGUUGAUGAACUCAUAUUCAGGGAUGCUAAGGGAAAUGAGGCCUCCAGAAGGGCGUAUAAGCUACUUGCCACAUUACAUUCUGAUUGCAGUGAACUUGUUAAACUUGUGGAGGAAACUGGAACUACUUUGAGGGAGAUCAGGGAUUUAGAGGAACAGAUUGAUUCGGAAUCUACGAAAAAUGUUGGAGCUAAUUUGGAACGAAUAACAGCUGAUUUGAAGCAAAUGAGACAAGAGACUGCAUCACUGACAGCACAAAUCGCCAGUAAAAACUCUUGAUUUAUAAAUUAUUUGCAGAUGACACGCUUUGUUUUGAAGGUUUGUGAAAUUAUAAUACUGCUUCAGUGAAUUUAAUUUCUAAGUUGAAAAUUUUAUAGCUUUAAAAAUGAGAUUACACUCGACCUGAACAUUCCCAU